This is a messenger RNA of Amborella trichopoda, 3513 nucleotides long. Lineage: Eukaryota; Viridiplantae; Streptophyta; Magnoliopsida; Amborellales; Amborellaceae. The record is from RefSeq and is a predicted model, not a curated record.
GAUUGUUUAGAGCCUCGGCUCUAUAUAAAACCUUUCCCAAAAAAACCACUUAUAGGACCAAAUGGACUGAAGGUGGAAGAUUCGAGGGGAAGUUCGAAUAAGCAUUCCACCUGCGUGACAAACCCUUGCCAUAGCCGCUUCCUCUCGAAAAUCCUGGCCGCUUCCUCUCCCCAACCGCCAUAGCCGUGCUCUCUCUGUCUCUGUUUCUCGCUCUCUUAUAUCUAGCAGAAAAUGGUGGAGAGAGCCAUACCUAGGGUGCCAGGACUCAUAACUUCACUCUCUCUUCUACAGCCCCAAGCCCAUUCUCUCUCUCUCUCUCUAGCCCCUACCCAAGCGCCUUUUAUCUCUCUCUGCAAGCCGAGUCCCUCUGCAACCCCAAUGCUAUAUACUCUCUAUAGCUUAAGCCGUUGAAGACAUCUCAGGCUUAGGACAAGUUCAGUGUAAAAACACAAACUUGAAAAGGAGACAUCGCUGAAGGGUAAAAGUAAGUUACCCAGCCCCGACUGCCCUCGCGAAGAAGAGGGUAUUUUUUUGCCCUCGACUGCCCUAACCACAGAGUAGAGACCAUCUCGCACCUUCUCUUUGCUCCUACGAGCCUCAUCACAAAGAUUAUCAAAGCCAGAGACCCAUAACUUCUUUAACGUUCCAGCAGGUUAUCAAACCUUGAAACCCAAAACUUCUUUAACAUUCCAGCAGUUUAUCAAACUCAGAAACCCAGAACUUCUUAGAGUAACUGCUUUCUUCUCAGCAAAGAAGAACUUCCAAUUUCCCGGGAACAUUUACCUUCCAGUUAUCAAACAUAUUGGAAGACAUUAGGAGUGGCAACCUUGAUGUGGACCCAAAAAAUGAUACGAGGCUCAGACCCAUACCCAAAUUAACCGGAACCAAAAAUAUAGUGUGGGACUUGGAGCUGGACCUAGGUCCAGAUGUGAUCGGACCCAGGUUGGACCCUACCCAAAAAUUAAAAUAUUUAUAUAUUUAACUAUAUUUAAAUAUGUUUUGUAUAUUAGGACCCAAAAUCCGGAUCCGACCAGACCCAAAGACCUGCCAGAUCCAAUUUUUUGACCCACGCUCGGACCUCGAUCAGGUCUACCCUUUGGGUAUCGGGUCUGCCCGGGUCCAUUACCACCCCUUUCAAGAUAUUUCCUAUGUGCCAAACGACCACUACAUCCUAUUGUCCGUGCUAAGAUUAUAAGUGAUGCAUUCUAUAGUCCCUCGAUUUCAAAACCCUAGCCAAAACACACUCUCUCUAACUACCCGCCGAAUCUCUCUCUUCCUCUCUGCGAACUCUACCUGGGUGUAUCAAGCUUUCCAUUUGGACACUCAGAAGCUUUCAUUUUGGACUCCUACAUUAAUGGUGAAGAUAACACAAACCAGUUUCUGGAGCUGUGUUUAUUGCCCUAAGAACCCAAAAUUUGAUGGAAGUCCUUAAAAUAUGGUUCCAGAAAUGACAGCAUGUUUUAUUUUUUGGGGAGAAACUGUUUCCAAAGCCUUUCUUCGUGUCUCUUCAGUCGACCCCAAAUUCAUUAAAAGAUCAAUACGCUCGGUUUCCUCUGUCUCUAGAUCAAACAGGUUAUGGGAAAGAGGUAUAGAGAAAUUGGGUACGAAUGCUAAGAGAUUAGAUCACAAGGACUGGCUUGCUCCCAAUGAAGUGUUGAAAAUAUUCAAAAGUGUGAGGGAUCCGCAGAUGGCUUUCGAUCUUUUCCAAAAGUUGGUUAGGCGUAAGGACUAUAAGCCUAAUGAGGCUCUUUAUACCAUUUUAAUCGAAAUGCUUGCUAGUGCAAAGAAGUUUGAUGCCAUCGAAGAACUCCUGACUAGAAUGAAAAUGGAAAAAUGCAAGCUAUCUGAUGAAUUCUUCAGACAUUUGAUAAAGUUAUAUGCUAAUAUUGGAAAAAACGCUGUUCAGGCGGUGAAUAUACUCUAUAGAAUGCCUGACUUCCAUUGUUGGCCUUCUGUUAGGACUUUUAAUUCUGUGCUCAAUAUGCUUGUUUGUGCAAAGCAAUAUGAGAUGGUACAUGAAGUUUACUUGAGUGCCUCUCAAUUGGGUGUUGCUGUUGAUACCUGUUGCUUUAACAUUCUUAUCAAAGCCUUGUGUCAGUGUGGGGACUUGGAUGCUGCAUUUUCAUUGUUGCAAGAAGCCCCAAAACAAGGUUGCAGGCCUAAUGCAACCACAUAUGCAACCCUUAUGCAUGGCCUAUGUAAAUCAGGGAGAGUGAGUGAAGCCUUUGAGCUCUAUGAGAGAAUGGAGAGAGAAGUGUGCUACCCUGAUACAAUAACAUUCAAUAUAUUGAUAUCUGGGCUUUGCAAACAAGGGAGUGUAAAGCAAGCAAUGGACCUUUUGCAUACGAUGAAGCUGAAGGGAUGUUAUCCUAAUUCAGGUUCAUAUCAAGCACUUAUCUAUGGCUUGCUAGAUGCUUCAGAUUUUGUCGAGGCAAAUAAGCUUUUGAGCUUGAUGGUUUCGAAGGGUAUUUUCCCUAGUUUUUUGUCUUACAAAAUGCUAAUUGAUGGAUUAUGUGACAUGGACUUGCUACGUGAUGUGGAUGCAGUUCUCACGCAGAUGAUAAAUCAGGGGUUUAUUCCGAGGAUGGGGACUUGGAUGAGGAUCCUUGAAAGCUUAUUUAGGGGAAGGACUUGUGGUACUUUUAUCCAUGAAGAUCUGUUGUCUAUCUGUAAUACUAAUUAUUGAAAUGAUUUGGUUUGGGUCUGAAUCUACAUUUUUCACCUCACUUUCAGAAGAUGCGAGCCGACCUUCUUGUUAAAUACAAUCAUAGCAAGUUGCAAUCUUACCUUUCACCAUAGAGAUAUGGAUCACAUCAUCUCAAACCACAAUGCUUUAGGAUCAAUUGAAUAAUUGUAAAUUUCAACUGGCUGUGCUUUCCAAAUGGGCAAUGGUUGUGGGUGGCUUGUAAUUUUAAUAGGAGAUGAGCUGAUUGAUAUGAUGAGGUUAUGAGAAGAGAGGAUACACUGGGAUUUGAACAUUGUGCAUUGUCAUGAAGCUCAAUGCUAAUCACUAAGCCAAGCGUCCAAGCCUCAUUCACAUUUCAUUGUUUGUCUGACAUAUCAAUUUGGAUCUCUCUUUGUUUCCUGCACCGGAUAUGAUGGACAUCAAACAGUAAUUUGCAUGUACUGAUUUUCAAUCUAUGAUUGGAGAGAGGAUUGUGAGAUUCCGUUUGAAGAGCUUGCUCGAUGUUGAUGCAACCAAGGAGGUGCUGGUAGGUAACGAGGAAAUAUCUGGUAAAACCAAAGGCUACUAAGGCCAUAUUGUAGUAGCCGAGGAGUUGUUGUAUUGAAUAAAAGAAUUUUCUAUUUAAAUGUAUGAUCAAUCACAUUCGUGAAGUCCACUGACCUGAAUGAAAAUUCAGCAGAACUCAUGUAGCAAAAAAAAUUAAUUGUGAGGGUGUAUCACUUUUUGAGGUGGGUUUACGCUUUCUAUACAACUACUUUUGGAAUCCAUUAAAAUUGAUGUUCCACAAUGGAUUAAUUCAACUUCGAAUGGAUCACUUUUUUGCUGUG